Messenger RNA from Dibothriocephalus latus, 699 nucleotides. NCBI's taxonomy places the organism in Eukaryota, Metazoa, Platyhelminthes, Cestoda, Diphyllobothriidea, Diphyllobothriidae. The record is from the annotation of a GenBank genome assembly.
AUGGGCCCAACCUGUGCGCUCAAAAGAAAUCCUUGUAUUGAGCUCUCGGACAGCGCACAGAUGCCCGGAAACAUGGCCUGCAACAGUGGCCAAGGUGGAAAGUGCAUUCCAACAUUAGGCAGCGACUACUAUGCUUGCCGGUGUGGACCCCGUUGGACCAGAAGUGUGCUCCAUGAGUUAGACAAUUGUCUGGCUCUAAAGGACCAGUGCUCGUCAGUGGUUUGCAUCCGUGGUGACUGCAUCUCUUCGCCGGAUGGCACGAAAGCCUACUGCCUGUGUCCUGAAGAGGCCUUCGGUGAACGCUGUGAACAUCUGAGGGGUGAUUGGGCACAGUGGUCAUCGUGGUCCACCUGUUCUCCUGCAUGCGGACACGGAAUAUUGCGUCAGCGCGAAAGAGUUCGCAGUUGCCUUGGUGAGCAAUGUUCUGGUGGGGCAGGUGGUCGCCAGAUUGAGACCUGCAAAGGAAAUCUGCCGUGCCCAGAUGAACUGAUGAUCCUGGGUCUGGGAUUGGAGGCCCUGGCACCGCAAGAUGGGGCAUAUACCAACGCAAAACCCAACAGGGAACUUCAGCAGAAGUUCACUUACCGAAAGCGUCGUUAUCGACUCUUUACAUCACUAAUGAAGUUGUUGAUUGCCUUUUUGAUCAUCUUUGCCGUUGUAGCAGCUACGAUACUUCCCCUUUAUGUUCUUCUUUAUUAA